Westerdykella ornata is the source of this 1724-nucleotide messenger RNA. RefSeq lists its product as uncharacterized. NCBI's taxonomy places the organism in Eukaryota, Fungi, Ascomycota, Dothideomycetes, Pleosporales, Sporormiaceae. The transcript is spliced from 2 exons. The record is from RefSeq and is a predicted model, not a curated record. Bases 1 to 1473 code for a protein of 490 amino acids.
AUGGCCACCAUUCCGCUGCAUUGCAACAUCUGCCCGAAGAAACCAAACUUCAGCGAUGUCUCGCAUCUCCUCACCCACAUAGCCAGCAAGGGCCACCUCUCAAACUACUACAAGGUCAAGGUUCGAUCCAGCACUGAGGACGCAUCUCGUCGUCUGAUUGAGGCCUACGAUCAAUGGUAUGCAGAGUGGAGUGUCGAAGAACUCAUGUCCGAGCGGAUGAAUCAAAAAGACAAACGCCGGACGCGUGCUAGGCCAAGCGUCACUCCCGUCUCUGUAGCUCGUGCCAAUCCCUCCGCCCCACCCGAUAUCCAAGCUCCCACUCCUCAACCUGCCGCACGCUCCGAAGCCGUCGGCACCCUCCUAGACCCUCGUCUUUCUGAACACCAGCUUGUAAAGGUCGAACGGUCGUGCACAACUACGCCUACGCCUACCCCGCAGCCGGGCCCGGUACUUUGUCACCGUCCGUUUGCACCUCGCGUGCAGGGCUGGGCAACGGCUUCCCGAUCCACUUCCACGUCGAAUCAUACCAAUCCAGACUACGAGACCUCGAGCGAGUACUCUGACCAAAGCAUGCCCCUAACCCGCUCCCAACACGCUGCUGAGGAUACGUGCGCAAUCGAGGAAGAUGCUGCCGACCCUCCCGGCGUAGAAGACACCAUGGCGGUGAGCGAGGCCUCAAAACUGAAGGGUGUGCUCUGGCCGGGAAUGAACCUGUUUGAUGCGGCUACACCUGAGAUGCGGCGCAAGCGUAAUCAAAAGAAGGACAGCUCAGUCGUUGAGCAGCUUGAGAUCAACUCUCUGGAAGUGGAGGCUACCGAGCUUAUAUUCACGCCACAAGGUUCCUUCAAGAGGAAACGCAGAAUCUCCAGCUCUGAAUGCGAUUUUGAGGAGAUGAGCAGCCCGCUUCGGCGUGAGAGCCCGAAACCUUCCCGCACACGCCCAGUCCUUGCUAGUUUGGACGUCAACAGCGGGCGUCGUCCCCGCCAAGUCGUGCGGCCUCCGGCUCCGGCUUUGCCCUGUCCUAAGCGAUCGCACGGCACCCGCGCCCGUCCCGCUCACGGGCAUGGAGAACGUAGUUCUCGAGGCAAACGCAACUUCUCGGUUUAUGUGGACGAAGAGGACUCCUUCGGCCAGCCAGCCCCCAUGAACUACCUCACCACGGGCUACCACCGGCCAUCACCAACUUCGGCGCCGCAGUGGCCAUCUCUCAAGCCAUACAACGACAUAUACCCCUACGACACCAGCAACAAAGAGAAUGCCUUGUCUGCAUACCCGCAAGGGGGCUCUGACCAUCACCAUCCUCAUGCUGUAGGCUACCAUUACCACGCCUACUCGUACGGACUAGGACACGAACAGCAUGCUUUCCAGUACCGGGAUCAUUUGUAUCUCAACAACGCUUACCGUCAGCAACACCAUGAAGAUGCCGACGAUCAACGAACUGUCACCGCGCCCCCCUCCCCAUCCACGGGCUGAGCUUCUUACAUCUCCCCACUGUACAAGGAUCGUGCUGGAUGCUGUUCCAACCGGCCGUACAGCUUGGAGUUGUCCUGGCUGCUCGCCCUCUGCCUUUUCCCACCUGUCCCGUGUUCCCCUAGCACUCGCCCAUCCACACCGACCCCCAGCCCCCGCUGUUUGCUUGCUGGAUUUUCGAUCGCUUAAAAUUGGCGACAGCUUGCUCUCUGUUGGCACUUGCAGCUUCAACUACCACCUCCAAUAUGGAACAU